This is a messenger RNA of Zasmidium cellare ATCC 36951, 2496 nucleotides long. RefSeq lists its product as uncharacterized. NCBI's taxonomy places the organism in Eukaryota, Fungi, Ascomycota, Dothideomycetes, Mycosphaerellales, Mycosphaerellaceae. The transcript is spliced from 2 exons. The record is from RefSeq and is a predicted model, not a curated record. Bases 1 to 2496 code for a protein of 831 amino acids.
AUGGCCUCCACCGCCAACGACACCCCUCCCUCGCCGCACACCACCGACGCCGACAGCCCCGUCGCCGACCUCAAGCGAAAGCGCGAAGACCAGCCCGACCUGCCUGCGCCGCCGUUAUCAGCAUCGCGCACCACCAAGCUCCAAAAAGACAUCCUCCACGUUUUGGAGAGCCAUGAUACGCAACCCUCAUUCCUCAAACACUCUUUCGCCAGCCCUACGCCCGCCGAACCCGCCACGAAAAAGCCCAAACUCUCAGGACCCAACGACAAGACGACAAUCGCGUCCAAGCUGAGCAGUGCCAGUUACUCCUCCUUACGACAAAUCAAGAUCGACGCCCAUGUUGUCGCUGACGAGAUCGUAUCUUCGAUACGCACUAGCGCCAGCGAGCGGGAGGGUAACAGCAGUGGCCGGCCUUCAGCUGAAGAGCUUAAGCAGAUCUACAGAAUACAGUCUCUGGAAGAUUACGUCGAGAAGCUGGCGGAUGAAGAGAUUGAGUAUGUGGAAGCGCAUGAGCGGAAACACGCAGAGGUCAAGGGAGAGAGUGGCUUGACGAAUGGACAUACUGAGGACGCAAAGUCGCAACCCGCCGGCAAUGGCGCAGGCACUGUGCUCACCCUCUUUGGAAAUGCCCCCACCCCAAAGCAGCUUUUCUCUUCCAUGCAAAAUGCACCGGCAGGACGCAAGGGCGCCGUCGUCAAGUCAGAACUGCCAGUAGAGGAGAUGAGCCUGCCGACCGGAAUCACGGCGACCAAGAUCCUGCCGAUGCCAGCAGAUGACAGCAAGAAAGCGCCGACAUUCGAAGAGACGUUCGCACCUCCAUACAGUCUACCUACCCUCCAGCCUCCCAAAGCCCACAAGAGACCUUCUACUCGCGAUCUCACCGUCACUUGGGAGUUCAAGGAUCCUGUGCAACGGAACAACAAGCGAGGUGGCUACACUGUACAGAGUCUGACAGUCGGAAAUUGGCUUGGUUAUGGUCGUAAGGAAGGCGGGGAUGCAGACUCGACUCGGGAAAAGCGCAAGCAGCGAGACCGUGCGUUAAGCAGCAGCGCAGGAGAGGCUGAACGUCUCGACAAGGCGUCCUUGGAGGAAUCACUAGCCAAGGAGGAGGAAGCGCUAUUUCGACGAGCGUACUCUAGUUAUGCGCCUACCUGCGACAACUCCAACGCCAUCAUUCCAGAAGAGACCAAGAAUGUAGUUUGGUGGCAUAAGGUCGGAAGCAAGCGGUACAACGACACCUUUGCCAUCGACCCUGCGCUGCUGGAUCAGAACGAAAUGCCCACGAUACCCAUGCAGACAGUCGAAGAAGUGAAACCUGAAGAUGAGAAUUUCGACAAGAUCCUGGAGGACCUCGACGAACUUGACAACGUCGAGGUCCCUCCAGAGACCGCCAAGUCCAAGACAGAGGUCGAGCAGGUCUUGCGCCAGGUUUCCGAGCUGAUCGAGACUCUUGCCUCCCACCAGCGCAUCCGCAACGCCACCCUCGCAUCGUCUACCCCUGUGGCCCGAACACCCAUCAGUCCAGCACCUAUCGCCGCCUCGAAGAUCGGCAAGCCAGAUGAACCAUCGGAAGAGGAGGUGGCCACCUACAACAGCCUCACCCGUGAGCUUGCGUACCUCAUUCUCAAACUACCACCAUACGCAGUUGCCAAGCUCGAUGGUGAUCAGCUGGCAGACUUGGGUGUCAGCAAACUCAUCACCCUUCAACCACAAAACAUUAAAGGUGUUAUGGAGGAAGAUCAUGUCACCCGACAAGCCAAGAUGUCCGCAAUCGCCACUGCCUCAUCGAUUGCAACUCUUGCCCGACCGAAUUCGUCUGCUGGCCAGCACUACAACACAACUGCCCAGCGUACUCCUGCAAUCGGCCAAGCGGCAAACACCCGCUAUGGGCAGUCGUACGGGCCUAGGACGCCCGCCACACAGCCCGCCUUCAAUCGCCAAACAAGCAAUCCAUCAUAUGGUACCCCUGCAGCCACAGCACCUCGACCUACUUACGGACAACCCAACCAAUACGCCCGUCCUGGCGCAACUGCAGCAGGAUACGGUCAGGCGAAUGGUCAGCAGUACUACCAACGCCCUCAACAAACACCAGGUGGAUAUGGCAACUACAGCCAAGGCUUUCAGCAGACACCGGGCACGCAACAGCGUUUCGGCCCACAGCAGGCUCAGCAGCAGCGCGCGGCGAAUGCUGUCGCGUACCAGACUAACCCAGCACAGCAACAGCUCAACCGCACGGCGUCUCCAGCAAAGGCGGCUGGCCAUCCAGCCGUUUCCAUGGCGCCACAGGGGCAGAGGCCAUUGUACGCUGCGCAACCUCAGCAACCCGGAUCAGGCCGAGCCACACCCACCAACUACCCAUCCCAACCACAUACGCCGAUCAAUGGCUACUCACGACCACCUCCACCCGGCAUCGCGCCCAGGCCGGCAAGCUCGACACCGCAACCGCCGCAACCCACCCAAAUGCCCGCGAUGGCACAAACGAACGGAACUUCGUGA